UCCUCGGCUGCUCCGGCGCCGCCGGGCCCUGGCGCAGCGCGGCCGCGGCCGCCGCAGCCGCCAGCUUCCUCAGGAUGACUACCUUUUGUCUGAUGAAACUUUUACGUCAAGCAGCUAGAAAUGAGAACAGAUUCACAAAAAGAUUCUACGGCACUCUCUUACCAAAAACAACACAAAAGGGAGUCUUUUCUCAGUCCUCGAUGGUGGUGCCUGACACUAGAAAGACAACUGUGUUUGGACUUGCAAAACCAUUUGGUACAUCUGAAAAAUCCAGUACAGAACCAAAAAGGAGAGCAGCAUUUGGAAGUGUUGGGAGGAGAAUUCCAGAUCGGAUUUUGCAUGUAAUCAACGAGAAUGGGGAGAGCUUAGGAAAUAUGCACCGCGCAGAGGCGCUCAAACUUAUGGAUCAACACAACCUGAAACUAGUUCUGCUUCGCGAGAACGCAGAACCUCCUGUAUACAGACUAAUGACUGGGAAGCAGAUUCAUGAAGAGCAGCUUAAACGUGCAGAGAAGAAAAAAGCAAGUCCAAACCCAGGGCUGGUUCAGAAGGAGUUAUCUUUUUCUUCAACUAUUGCCAAGAAUGACCUAGAGACCAAGACUAAACAGAUAGCACAGUGGAUCGAGAAGAAAUACCAUGUUAAAAUUACCAUCCGACAAACAAAGGAUAGCAACACGGACAUGUUCAUGCUUUUUGAUCAGAUUUUGAAGACUGUGUCUGAGAAAGCCACUUACCUUUCCAAGCCAAAAUCUAUUAAAGAAGGAGUGAGUACCUGUGUUCUGAGACACAUGUCUGAAAAAGAGUUGAAAGCACACCAGAAAUUGGAAAAACAGAAAAAUAGUACAGCAAAGACAGAUGAGAAUGAAGCUCCGAAAUCAAGUGAGUUGAAUCAGUGACUUUAAUGAAGAGGUGUAAACAAUAUUAAUUUCUUAAUUAAAAAAGAAAAACAAAAACCUAUAAAUGUGAGUUACUGUCAAGCUCUGCACUGGUCAUUCCAUAAAGAAAGUUGUCUCAAUUAACCUUUACUGCAGAGUCAGAAUUUCAACAGCUGGUAUUUCAUUUUCCAUGGACUUAUCCACUGUCUUACUUUCUGUCAAAGUUGGAGCAUUUCCUGGCUGUGUUUUAGGAGGAAUGUACCCACUCAGACGAGAGGCUAAGCUCCUCUUAGGACGGCAACGCUUUGUCUGGCAGAAAUAAAUCCAGCAUUAGCAACCUAA
This is a messenger RNA of Rhea pennata, 1217 nucleotides long. It is a transcript of the gene MTIF3, whose product is annotated as mitochondrial translational initiation factor 3. The record is from RefSeq and is a predicted model, not a curated record. Gene Ontology annotation, cellular component: mitochondrion. Lineage: Eukaryota; Metazoa; Chordata; Aves; Rheiformes; Rheidae. Gene Ontology annotation, molecular function: translation initiation factor activity; ribosome binding. Bases 75 to 896 code for a protein of 273 amino acids. The transcript is spliced from 4 exons. Gene Ontology annotation, biological process: mitochondrial translational initiation; ribosome disassembly.